Molecule: messenger RNA, 780 nt
Organism: Dictyostelium discoideum AX4
Lineage: Eukaryota; Evosea; Eumycetozoa; Dictyosteliales; Dictyosteliaceae
Gene: pitB
Exons: 6
Coding region: 1-780 (259 amino acids)
Biological process (GO): lipid translocation; intermembrane lipid transfer; phospholipid transport
Cellular component (GO): cytoplasm; Golgi apparatus; cell periphery
Molecular function (GO): phosphatidylinositol transfer activity
Source: RefSeq, a predicted model, not a curated record
AUGUUAAUUAAAGAAUAUAGGAUGGUUUUACCUUUAACGGUUGAAGAAUAUCAAAUAGCACAAUUAUAUAUGGUAGCAAAAAAAAGUAAAGAAUCAACAAAAGGUGGUGAAGGUAUUGAAAUUAUAAAGAAUGAACCUUUUGAUAAUGAAAAAGGUAAAGGUCAAUAUACUGAAAAAAUUAUUUAUUUAGCAAACUCAUUACCAAGAUUUGCAGCUGCAAUUUUACCAUCAAGUGCUUUAAAAAUUGAAGAAAAAGCUUGGAAUGCUUAUCCAUAUUGUAAAACUGAAUACAGCUGCCCAUUCUUUGGAGAGAAAUUAGUAUUAUCAAUUGAAUCAAUGCAUUUACCAGGUAGAGGUGAAGUUGAAAAUGCUUUGAAAUGUGAUGCAGAAACAUUAAAACAAAGACAUGUUGACUUUAUUGACAUUGCAAAUGAUCAACCAAAGGAAUACAUUAAAGAGGAAGAUCCAAAAAUAUUUAAAUCAGUAAAAACAGAAAGAGGUCCAUUAGAUGAUCCAAAAUGGAGAGACAAAGUUGAACCAGUAAUGACAUGCUAUAAAUUAGUUCAUGCAGAAUUUAAAUAUUGGGGUUUCCAAACUAAAGUUGAAAAUGUUAUCCAAGAUACAGGUGUAAGAGAUGUACUAUUAAAAGCACACAGAGCUUUAUUUUGUUGGAUUGAUGAAUGGUUUGGUUUAACAAUUGAAGAUAUUAGAAAAAUUGAAGAAGAAACUAAAGCAGAAUUAGCAAAGAAAUUAGAAGAAAAUAAAGCUGCAAAUAAAUAA